AUGGCUUUCCUAUGUCCAGUGAGAAUACGCCGCGGCAAGAAGAAAAAACCAACUUCAGAGGAUAUUGACAAGGAAAUACUCAAAAAUGGUCCCGGAUUAGCGCCUGGCAUGGGGCGCAUAACCGGCUCAGCGAGUAUAGAAACCCUGGUCCGCGUUGGCAGAAAAGAGCAUGGAUUAUCACCAGAUAGCAAAAUGGUAGUAUUGCAUGACUUCACCCCAUGUGUGGAUGAUGAACUGGAGGUAAAACGCGGCCAAAUCGUUAAUAUUUUAUACCGGGAAAACGAUUGGGUCUAUGUGAUUGGCCUGGAUACAAGGCAGGAAGGUUUCAUCCCACAUUCAUACUGCACACCAUACAACAGUCAUCUUGCUCAACUUGCCAUCAAAAAGAAACUGCCAAGAGAGUCUCAAAUCAGUGUUGCCGAACACACUGACCAAGAAUGUGAUCUAACAGUGCCUGAUAUAAGCAGUGACUGUGAUUCCCUGGGUAAGAAACAAGGCGCCGCAGGUAAUUCCCCGAUCAGUUUACGUUCCACAAUGGACAUAUCCAUGUCCCCCUUUGCAAAAGACCCCUCAGGACGCUACAUUGUCCUUUACACAUUCAUCGCGCGCGAUGAGAACGACGUAUCUGUCGAACGCGGUGAAUUUGUCACCGUAUUAAACCGGGAAGAUCCAGAUUGGUUCUGGAUUGUCCGGAGCGACGGUCAGGAGGGUUUCAUUCCGUCCGGAUUUGUCUACCCUGCUGAUAAUGUCAUCCAGGGUAAUCUCAACAAUGACAAUACAAACACCAGCGGGAAUUUCGUCGCGAAUGGUGGCCAGUGUCAAAGCGCCGAUGAUUUACGCUAUCAUGGCACUGAACUCGUCAUGCUUUAUGAUUACAAAGCGCAAGCGCCUGAUGAUCUGUCAGUGCGUCGUGGUGAUUGGAUCUAUGCAGAUCUAAGCAAUCAGACUGUCGAUGGGUGGUUGUGGGCGUAUGCACCCAAGACUCGUAAGUAUGGUUUCAUUCCCAAGGCAUACGCAAGACCACCGGCCAUGACUAGCCUAUAGUAUUUUGAUGCAUAUUUAUAUAUUUGUUUUUUUAUACUCUUCUGUCUCCUCGAGGACAUAAAAUCUCAUUAAUUAAUUACAUUAAUAACAACGUAAAAUAAGUAAAGUAAGUACAUAGUUAAAAUAUAUUUUGACAUGAUGAUGAUGACUAGAAAAAUAUAUUAAUAUUCACCUA
Dalotia coriaria is the source of this 1219-nucleotide messenger RNA. RefSeq names its product Dachs ligand with SH3s (gene Dlish). Gene Ontology annotation, molecular function: protein binding. NCBI's taxonomy places the organism in Eukaryota, Metazoa, Arthropoda, Insecta, Coleoptera, Staphylinidae. The record is from RefSeq and is a predicted model, not a curated record.